CAAUGUUCAUCCUUUCCAAGUACGAUAGUCAAGGAGAUCCUCCCUGAAGAAAACUACAGCCACAACUUCCGUUCUAAAGACAGCUACUUCCGUGUUUGAGCUGACGCGUCGUUAGCGUUUUUUUCAAACCAGUUCUGUUCUUUACGUGUCAGUCUUUUUUCUUUUUCACCGUAGAGCAAGAGACGGACCGGUCACCGGAAUAAUGGCACCUAAAGGUAGCAGCAAACAGCAGUCCGAGGAAGACCUACUCCUCCAGGACUUCAGCCGAAACCUGUCUGCAAAGUCCUCCGCGCUUUUCUACGGAAAUGCACUAAUUGUGUCCGCAAUUCCCAUUUGGCUGUUCUGGAGAAUCUGGCACAUGGACCUGGUCCAGUCAGCGGUCCUGUAUGGAGUCAUGACACUGGUCAGCACCUACCUGGUGGCCUUCGCCUACAAAAACGUCAAGUUCGUCCUCAAACACAAAGUUGCCCAGAAGCGAGAGGAUGCUGUCUCCAAGGAGGUGACAAGGAAACUCUCUGAGGCUGACAAUCGCAAGAUGUCACGCAAGGAGAAGGAUGAGAGGAUCUUGUGGAAAAAGAACGAGGUAGCUGAUUAUGAGGCCACCACCUUCUCUAUCUUCUAUAACAACACUCUGUUCCUGGUCCUCGUCAUCAUCGCCUCCUUCUUCCUGCUGAAGAACUUCAACCCCACCGUUAACUACAUCCUGUCCAUCAGUGCCUCAUCUGGCCUCAUCGCCCUGCUGUCCACUGGAUCCAAGUAAAGGAGGAAAGAAAGAAAUCAACAACUGAGAAGAGGAGGGUUUGGGUCAGGGAGGGCUGGGGUGAAGCUAGGAGGAGGGAAUGGGGUUUAGGU
Messenger RNA from Oncorhynchus gorbuscha (pink salmon), 852 nucleotides. Its product is annotated as translocon-associated protein subunit gamma. The transcript has 5 exons. Gene Ontology annotation, biological process: SRP-dependent cotranslational protein targeting to membrane. Bases 203 to 760 code for a protein of 185 amino acids. Lineage: Eukaryota; Metazoa; Chordata; Actinopteri; Salmoniformes; Salmonidae. The record is from RefSeq and is a predicted model, not a curated record. Gene Ontology annotation, cellular component: endoplasmic reticulum; membrane.